This is a messenger RNA of Paramecium tetraurelia, 739 nucleotides long. RefSeq lists its product as uncharacterized. Gene Ontology annotation, molecular function: GTPase activity; GTP binding; structural constituent of cytoskeleton. The transcript is spliced from 2 exons. NCBI's taxonomy places the organism in Eukaryota, Ciliophora, Oligohymenophorea, Peniculida, Parameciidae. Gene Ontology annotation, cellular component: cytoplasm; microtubule. Gene Ontology annotation, biological process: microtubule cytoskeleton organization; mitotic cell cycle. The record is from RefSeq and is a predicted model, not a curated record.
AAACAUUAAAAAAACAAAAUCCUUUUUCGUAACCGUCACAAUGAGAGAAAUCGUUCAUAUUCAAGGAGGACAAUGUGGUAACCAAAUUGGUGCCAAAUUCUGGGAAGUCAUUUCAGAUGAACACGGCAUUGACCCAACAGGAACAUAUCAUGGAGACUCAGACCUUCAAUUAGAGAGAAUCAACGUCUAUUACAAUGAAGCCACAGGAGGCAGAUAUGUCCCAAGAGCCAUCCUUAUGGAUUUAGAACCAGGCACAAUGGACUCAGUCAGAGCUGGACCAUUCGGACAACUCUUCAGACCAGACAACUUCGUCUUCGGUCAAACAGGAGCUGGUAACAACUGGGCCAAGGGUCACUACACUGAAGGAGCAGAGUUGAUUGACUCUGUUUUGGAUGUAGUUAGAAAGGAAGCUGAAGGAUGUGAUUGCUUAUAAGGAUUCUAAAUCACCCACUCAUUGGGAGGUGGUACAGGAUCAGGAAUGGGAACAUUGUUGAUCUCAAAGGUCAGAGAAGAAUAUCCAGACAGAAUCAUGGAAACCUUCUCAGUCGUCCCAUCACCAAAAGUGUCUGACACAGUCGUCGAACCAUACAAUGCCACCUUAUCAGUUCACCAAUUGGUUGAAAAUGCUGAUGAAUGCAUGGUUAUUGAUAAUGAAGCCUUGUAUGAUAUUUGCUUCAGAACAUUGAAAUUGACAACCCCCAAACCUAUGGUGACUUGAAUCACUUGGUCUCAGCUGCUA